Messenger RNA from Sorex fumeus (smoky shrew), 2173 nucleotides. RefSeq names its product solute carrier family 14 member 1 (Kidd blood group) (gene SLC14A1). Gene Ontology annotation, molecular function: urea transmembrane transporter activity. NCBI's taxonomy places the organism in Eukaryota, Metazoa, Chordata, Mammalia, Eulipotyphla, Soricidae. The record is from RefSeq and is a predicted model, not a curated record. Gene Ontology annotation, cellular component: membrane. Gene Ontology annotation, biological process: urea transmembrane transport. Bases 260 to 1414 code for a protein of 384 amino acids. The transcript is spliced from 9 exons.
GACAGUGAAGCCACGGAAUUGGCAGAGUCUCUAUAACUUGCACUUAACUGUUGUGGAAUUCAGACCCCAAGGCUUCUUCGGAGCGGUGUGCUCUGAAGAGAAGUGUUUUAACCAGGAGCCAGGAAUAUUUGACAGCAUUUUCUUUGUUUCCAAUUACAGCGUUGAAGAAAACCGUCCCACUACUAAAAUAAAUAACUGCCUAAAAUAAAGAUUAUUGUAAGUACCAAAGGAGAAGCCUGAGAAAGAGGAAGCAAACCUCAUGGAGGACAGUACCAGGAUGGAGAAAGAGGACUCAAGUGAAAGCCAGAUGUCAGCAUAUCAAAGGAGACGGUGCAUCCCCAGGGUGCUAACCUACGUCACUGGGGAUAUGAGAGAGCUUGCCGACUGGCUGAAAGACAAACCCCCGCUGCUCCAGUUCGUUGACUGGAUUCUUCGGGGCAUAUCCCAAGUGGUCUUCAUCAACAACCCCAUCAGUGGAAUACUGAUUCUGGUGGGGCUCCUGGUGCAGAGCCCGUGGUUGGCUCUCAACGGCUGUGUGGGAACGGUGGUGUCCACCCUGACGGCCCUCUUACUCAGUCAGGACAGGGCAGCCAUAGCGGCAGGGCUCCAUGGCUACAACGCCACGCUGGUGGGGAUCCUCAUGGCUGUCUUCUCAGACAAGGGAGAAUAUUUCUGGCUGCUGUUAAUCCCCGUGACUCUGAUGUCUAUGACGUGCCCAAUUUUCUCAAGUGCACUGGGCUCCGUGUUUUGCAAAUGGGACCUGCCUGUCUUCACCCUGCCCUUCAACAUGGCGCUGUCCAUGUACCUGUUGGCCACAGGACAUUACAAUCCCUUCUUCCCAACCAUACUGUUCACACCUGUAAGCACCGUUCCCAAUGUCACCUGGUCUGAGCUCAGCGCCCCGCUGCUGUUGAAAGCUGUGCCUGUGGGGAUCAGUCAGAUCUACGGCUGUAAUAGCCCGUGGACUGGAGGCAUCUUCCUGUGCGCCAUCUUUCUCUCCUCCCCACUCAUAUGCCUGCAUGCAGUCAUUGGCUCACUGCUGGGGAUAGUAGCAGGACUCAGCCUCUCGGCUCCAUUUGAGAACAUCUACGCUGGCCUCUGGGGGUUCAACAGUGCCCUGUCCUGCAUUGCAAUUGGAGGCAUGUUCAUGGCACUCACCUGGCAGACCCAUCUCCUGGCUCUUGCCUGCGCCCUGUUUACUGCCUACUUUUCGAUCAGCAUGUCCCAUAUGAUGGCUGUGUUUGGCUUGCCAGCCUGUACCUGGCCCUUCUGCUUGGCUGCGCUCCUUUUCCUCUUGAUCACCACGGGAAACCGCAACAUCUACAGAAUGCCGCUGAGUAAAGUCACCUACACGGAAGAAAACCGAAUUUUCUAUAAGCAUGCUAAGAAAAGGAUGGCGGAAAGCCCUUUGUGAGAACAAGGUCAAUGUUCACCACGGCCAAGGUCACAAGGCAUUUCUGACCCCCUGCCUGGCAAACUGUCAUUUUCACUGCUAGCAACUUUCAUACUAACACUCCGGUGAUCUGCUCUUAAGACAUAUUUUUGGUUUUUCAUUUUAGACUCCAAGAACAUCUUCAGACAUGGGAGCAAUAUAUCCCAUGGGUGUGCUCUGGCUGGGGAAUUUUAAACUCUAAUGGGUCCUUGGCACUAAGACUGUCCCAUGUUUAUGAGUCAUGGUGCUCCAACAAAAAGAAGGGAGGCUAGAGCUAGAUAUUGAUUUAUUUUUAUAGAUUCAUCAUAUUUGAUUGCUUAGAUGACGCUAACAGUAUUAAACAUUAAGCUCUAUGAACCUACUGAGCCUCAGGUGAAUGGAACUCACAAUCACAAAAUCAAGGUCAACCUGGUAUUCUCAGCUAAGCAGGCUGGCUUGUUAAAAUCAAUAUAAGUUGCACAUUGUAGACAUGGUUAGCACUGGGGAUGGGAGUGGGGAGACAGGAGCAGAGCAGAUUGUUCACUGAGCUUAUUCCUGGGUUCCUUAGUCUUGAUGUUUGGGGGUGGGAGAUGUUGUUUUCUUUUUCCAACUGAUGAAGCUACAGGAAGGAUAAAGAGAUUUAAUUAGUACAAUUUUUCUAUUUUGUCACUUUCCUUAGGAAACUGAAAAAGCUUUUUAAAAAAAAUUUUUAAUUAGUGAAACACCAUGAGGUAUAGUUGUAGACUUACACAUUUUUGUGCU